CCUUUACUUAUUUCGCGGCGUUUGCUGUCUGAUGAAGGACAGGAGCGCCCGGCUGGUUACGCAGGCGCCGACCGGCACCUUGCGUUCAGACAGCCCUGCCAUUUGCACCGAUUAUCAUCUGAAUAUGAAUAAUUUAACUCGUGGUCACUUUCCCAUCACCCGCGGGCUACACCCGGGACCCUAUAUUUGACGGAGGUGGCGGAGAUUUAAAUCCGAUUAAGAUUACGCUGUAAGGGAAACAACAAAAGAGUGACGUUUCUUCUUCUUCUUCUCUCUUUGUUUAGCCCCCUGGAUUGAGGGGCAUGGCUGAUCAAAGUUAGUGUCUGGCCUGUGAGAUGGCAGAUAUCGAUGCUUUUAGGGGCAUUCAUGAUGGGUUUGUGAGAGAGGCGCUGAGGUUAAAUCUCACAACCCCCAGUAUAUUAAUAUUAUAUCAACACAAUAUAAUAUACAGUUAUAGCAAAAUCUCAACAAAAUAGUGCUCGGUCUAUAAUUCACCAUAUUCUCAAACGCAUGUGUUAUGCAUCGGUAUUGGAAAUCCACGCUGUCGUGUGCGCAGUGAAAUCACCGUCACUAGCUACAGAUGGGAAAUGCACGGACGAAAUCCUGGCUGAUCAGAGGAGGGGGGGGGGAUGCCAGGAGUCUGGGUAGUAAAACACGCACACUAUGAAUGGGCGUAGGCGAUGUGCAGCCAGCCUGAGACAAUCGUCUCUUCCGAUUUUUCCUUCGCUCGUGUCCUUUGGCCAUGCACCUCUCUCCCUGCUCUAUCUCUCUCUCACGCUCCCGUGCCGUGUCGGGCAUGACAAGCGCAACAUAACUAGACCGGAACAAUGCGUUUCGCUUGUUCUGGGGCCCUCCGUUUAACGCAUGGCGUGAUUUAAUGUGACCGCUUUGUUGCGACCCAGACGUGUGUAGUAAUGUAGCUUCCACUCAUUGCUAUCUUUUCAUUUAUAUCUUCUUUUCAUGCUUCUGUUUGCGGUCCGUAUGGCGUUUUGGCGGAUCCUAAACAUAAAGCUGCUUUCACUUAGCGUGUAUACAUGUGAGCACGUCGCCUGCGCUCCUGCCAGCGCUGCAGGCUUUGUGCUAUGACUCAGGGAUGUAUGCUGAAGCAUGUGAUGGGAAUUGCUGCUCUGAGGUCACUCCGCCAGAGAAGAAAAGCGACGGGGAGAACUUGCACAUCAGGAAAGACUUGAUGCCUGGCUGCAUUAUCCUCGAUCUUCUCUGCUGACUGCUCCUCUGCCCCACUUAACCAGAGCCAGUCUACCAUCCUCUCCCCCUCUCUUCAUCUUUAGUCUCAGCUCCAUGUCUCCGGGGCAGACUGUGCUGCUGCUGAGCUGGUGUUUUGCUGCUCCUGCUCCCAAUACGCUGACCAGUACGACCUGCUGAAGAAUUCAUCUUCAGUUCAUGUUAUUAUAAAGAGGAAGAUUUCCGCUAAUUAGUAGUCACGGGUUGCCUAAUGUGAUUGUAGAGGCUGUUUCUGGUGGAUAUAUGAAGGACUAUAUCCAUGCAACAUGGGUUUAUUAUUGAGUAUUUUACACCUGUUUCUUCCUGGAGCUGUCGCCAGAGGAAACAGGAGACGUGACCUCAUUCAUGUGACAGCUCUCUGGUGAUGCCACCACUGACUGGCAGUGGUAUCUUAAUGUAGGCCAACCCCCCUUUUCUGUGAACAUAUAGCAAAAGACUUUGAGAAUGAAAAGAAUUUUCCUUAAAAGCCCAAGCAAAUCAUCGGCUCCUAAUAAUCAGGUUUUCUGUUCUUAGCUGUGAUAUGAAAUAUUGAAAGCCUGCUGUAUCUGCGUUAUUACAGAACCCGGGCAUUAUUAUAGCUUGUAGCAAACAGACUGAACUCUUAUUGCUUUUACUUAAAGAUAAGACUUGUAUUGUGUUCCUCUUAAGGAUCACAGACUUGAAGGAAAUUGACUCAGACAGCAAAAGAAAAAAAGUGUUGCAGAAAUUCCAGACUUGCUACAUCUAUCACCCUGGUAUAUCCAAAAGCUUUCCUCAGACAUCAGACAUCUCCUCUCUUUUUAUGUCUGUCUGCAUGUUUCCUUCUCUUUAGAACCAUGAGAACCAUUGAUAUAGAUCUGUGACACAACACAACGUACCCAUUAUUUAAUAGUGCACAGGGGAGCUCAAGCCUUGCCAGGUCGCUGAUGAAAGGGGGAAUGAAACAAGCGGUGCACGGUGAGCUCGGUCUCCAUAAUGCUAAUGGAAUGAGCUGACAGACGGAAUGAGAAACAGAAGAUGGGAUUAUGUCUGGAAGACAGGUUGCAGUAACAAACAACCAGCAAAACACAACAUGCCGUGAAGUUAAACAAGCAAACAAGCUGUUCCUUUUAAAAUCAACCUUAUCAGUGAUUUUAUUCCUUCUUAUUUUUUGCAAUUGCAUAGCAUGGACCACUGCCACAUGCCGCAUCAUAUAAGGAAAACAAGCAACCUCCACCAAUAGAAAGUCAACAAAAACCCCUACAGCUAGCUUUGGUGAUGUUUCUAGUUAAUUCUAUGGCAGACCAUCACCUAGAAAUUUUGUACAGCAUUUUAUGCUGGCAUGCUUAGUGGAUGUUGAAUCUAAAUAUUUAAUGGGCACAAGAAAGCAUCAGCCUCAUGGUAGCACUAAACAAAAAGUCAGAGAUUCUCCAGAGUCAGCUGGAUUCAUCAUCCAUGUGCCUCAAGAGUCUCCACCAAAUUCUGUGGUAAUAUUUGUAGACAUACACAUCAUGGUGCCCACGGAGCCACAGCCAAUCUGGCUAAAAAUACAAGACUAUGUAGGGGCGUCUCACAGGUUUGGUGGUUUGAUCUCUGCCUCCUGCUACUUUGUAUCCUUUUACUGGAUAUUAAAGCACCUCCAAAAACCUCUUCCAAUCUAUGUAUGUAUGUGUAAUACCAUAUAAAUACACACGCUUUAACUCUUUACCCCCUGAAAGUCUAUUAAGAGCAACACUUGAAACGCUUUUCUGAACUGAGCAGCUUCUGUCAUAUUUCAGGCCUGCUUAUAGAAGAAAAUUUACUGGGUGUGUAUCAGAAAUUAGUGAGGGUGGUCUCUACCUCUGCAGCUAACCUCGGAAAAGGCCGGAAACUGUCCUAAUGGCAGUCAAACCACAGCUUUAUUGAUAUAUACUGAGGUGUCAAAAGCUGUCAUUAAGGGUGCGGGGAAGGUCGUCAAAUGUCGUCUUUAUGGAGAAAAGAGUUAAUGAAAAGCAUCUGAUGGUUCAUCAUGGAGUCGCUUUUUAAUUACUUUAACCAAAGUUGAACAUUAUUUUAGACACGGUCCAUUUUAAGUUCUGUGGUUAUACAACAUCCACAUAUUGAGCUUCUUACACGAAGCGACUUACAGUUCCUUACUUACACGCAUAGAGCUACAGUGAACACUCAAAAGUGUCUUUUUAUUUAGACAUUCAUUAGCAAAUUUAAUGAAAUAGUCAACUUUUUUUUGGCUUUCUAAGAACACAUUGUGAGUGUUUCCCCACCUUAUAUAUGCAGUCAAGCAUGUAUUUACUUUAUUUUUAAAGUCCUUCAGUAUGAGUAAAGUAUCUUGUUGCACUAAGUGAAAGACAAAGAACAAAUCCUGCACUCUGACUGACUCUGGGGGGUUGUGUUGUCUGCUCUGCUUGUUGUUCUUCACGUUUACAACUUUGCAUUUAUGAAAUCUGAAUCAUUUCAGCUGUCUCACAUUAAAUCCCCCCCCCCCAAACACCACCACCACCACCUCCUCCAGUCCUCCAAGUAUUGAAACACGCAGUAUUUUCUGCCAAGCGUGCUGCUGUUGGACUGAAUGUUCCCUGAAGUCUGUGUCCAACUUUAUUGGCAACAACUGUGAGCUAAAAUGAAAUGUGGAGUUGCUGAACCAACCCCUGCUGCCGCUGUCCUGCACCUCAUGCGGUGCAGCUGUAUUCGGCGUGUCGUGCUCAGCUUGGGAAGGGGGUUGGGGUGCGUAUUUGUGCACGGGACAGAUUGGGAACAAGAUGUCCAAAACACCCAACCGGUCCUUUCUAAAUAAAAUCUGUUGUCGAGUCAGUGGAUUCAUGCCCUGAUGCGACUUCUCUGUGCCACGUUCAGGUUUUUCUGUACUGACGUGGUUUAGCCCAGCAGUGCUAAUUGGGCUUAAAACCAUUUUCUCUUCAGCUGACUGCACAGGAACUGCCCGUUCAGUACCACCUCUCAGCCCCCUGAGGAUAGAGUCCAGAAGCCCAAUUCUAUGAACUGCAUGCGUCCUCAAACUGGGAUUAAAUAACUGGCUGUUUUGUCAGCGACAGAGAGACAUUGUGUGAGGAAAAUGAGCAGACGGGGGAGGGAUUGUCUUAGAGAAAUCAGACACAGACAAAAGAGAGAGAGAAAAAAAGAGGGAAGACAGACUUUAUUACCUAACAGCAUUCUUCUACGUUCGCCAUGUAAAGUGAAGGCUGGUGUAGGGGUGAGAAGGUGAAGGGAAAAAAGAGGAGGGAGACUGAGUGAAAGGCCAGGCAGGCUCUGAGGCUUACUGAUGAGUUGUUUGCAUGGUGAGCUCGGGGAUUUCAGGACGUGACAGUGCAGGAUGGCAUUUAAGAUUCACUAUUGAUUCAGAGAGAGAUUAAGGAGCAGACCCGUCACCGUCUUCCACUGUGCUGGGUUUGGAUAAAAUGAAGAUGCUGGCACAUAUUGAGAAAACUGAAGCGAUCUCUCACAGUCAGAGAGGAGGGUUCUACCAACGCUACAGGUGGUGUAGCUCCAGAUUGGCAUCGGCCCUGAUGAUCGCAACAACCCCUCUCCACCUCUUUUCAACCUACCCAGAGCUGAUGUCUCAGAGGGCGAGGGGGUAUGUUUGUUCCGGAGUCUUGAAGAGACAAGCUACAUCACGAUAAAUGGAGGAGCAGGAGCGAUGCAGGAGCAGGUCUCCGGCUCGGAGGGCCAGUCGGGUGCAGCAGGUGGUGGGGACAAUAAUACGACGCACUCGAGAGUCACUUAGCAGAGAGCGGUUGCUAGGCGAUGGGAGGUCGCAGCGCUCCAACAGUCUGUCCAAUCAGAACUUCCAGGCCAAGCUGACAUUGCAGAUUACCAGGGACCCGGUCCUGGACAGCAGCACUGGACAUGGCUUCACCCUCACCACAAACGCACCCCUGCUGGUCAGGGACAUCGCCACAGGAAGUCCUGCAGAUGGGAUACUAUUCCCAGGGGACCAGGUGCUGCAGAUUAAUGAUACAGCGAUGGAGGAUUUGAGUGAAGAGCAGGUGGAAAAUGUCUUAAGGAACUUGGAGGAUUGUAUCAAUGUGACUAUCCUGCGGCACAUGACAAAUCCCAAGUCAUCCAUUAUGUCAGCAGAGAAGAGAGCUCGUCUGAGGAGUAAUCCAGUUAAAGUGCGCUUUGCAGAGGAGGUGGUGGUCAAUGGGCACACUCAGGGAAACUCUCUUCUCUUCCUGCCCAAUGUUCUGAAAGUCUAUUUAGAGAACGGACAGACCAAGGCUUUCAAGUUCGACAACAACACCACCGUCAAGGACAUUGUUCUGACCCUGAAGGAUAAGCUGUCCAUCCGGGCCAUCGAGUACUUCGCCCUGGUGCUAGAGCAACAGUACAGCAUCACCAAACUGCUGCUACUGCAUGAAGAUGAGCUCAUUCAGAGGGUGGUGCAAAAGAAAGACUCCCACGAUUACAGGUGUCUGUUCAGGGUUUGUUUCAUCCCCAGAGACCCAGGAGACCUACUGCAGGAUGACCCCUCUGCCUUUGAGUACUUCUUUUUACAGAGUGUUGGCGAUGUGCUACGGGAGCGUUUCGCGGUGGAGAUGAAGUGCAACACUGCACUCCGCCUGGCAGCCCUGCACAUGCAUGAGAGACUAGAUAGUUGUGGACAGACCAGAACCUCAGUCAAGAGUAUUACGAAGGAGUUCGGCUUGGACAGCUUCAUCUCUCCUACGCUGCUGGGCAACAUGAGAGAGAAGGACCUGAGGAAAGCCAUUAGCUACCACCUCAAAAAGAUCCAGUCCCUGCUAGAGCCACGCCAGAAGGUAAUAUCUGCCAAUCAGGCUCGUUUGGCCUACCUCACUCAGCUGGGAGAGCUCAUUUCUUAUGGGGGACGGUCGUACACAGCCACAAUGAUGCUUCAGGACAGGGAAGUGCUGGUCACGCUGCUGGUGGGAGCCAAGUAUGGGAUGAGUCAGGUCAUCAACCACAAGCUCAAUGUGAUCUCUACGCUGGUCGAGUUCAGCAGCAUCAGCCGAGUGGAGCUGCUCACGGAGUCGGACAAAGUCAGCUUGCUGCGCAUCUCGCUGCAUGACAUGAAGCCAUUUGCCUUACUGAUGGACUCUCUGGCAGCCAAAGACUUAGGGUGUCUGCUGGGAGGCUACUGCAAACUCCUGGUGGAUCCCAAUGUCAACGUCUUCCGUCUGGGGCGCCCAAAAGUGAGGGUGCACCGGAUUCCUGCUGAAGAAGGUGUGUGUGGGAGGUUCGCCGUAAUAGAGGGCGUGUGCUAUGAAUCCCUAUCAAGUUAUGUGUCUCGCUGCUGCAGUGACUCAGACGACUCAACAGACGAGGAUGACCCGAUGGAUUCUCAGAAUUACAAACGCCCAGACCCAGCAAGUCAGGACUGGGAAGAGAGGAGAAGAGAGGAGGAAGAGAAGAGGAGAGAGGAAGAAAGAAAAGAGAGAGAGGAGCACAAAGGCAAACAGGAAGUGAGGAUAAUAGUGACAACAGAAGGUAAAGGAAAUGAGAGUCCAGAUGAAGGAGGAGCAACAGGAAGUGGUCUGCAUAAAUUCAGUGUUAUGGAUGAAGAAAUGAACCUGGACUCUUCCUGGUACCACACUGACCUGCGAGUCACCAGCAGCUUCUCCAGCUUGUCCAGCAGUUCCUUGAGCACUGCACUUGAGGAGAGCAGUGCUGCCAGCAAAUCCAAAUCUCGCCUUCACGGGCCGCACGUAGGCGAGGAUGUUCCGAGUUUUGAUGUUCACCACCCCUACCUCCUGGAGCCAAAACGCCAUCAAGGGCCACGUAGACCCACUAACCUCAAUUACCGUGGGAAUGACAACUCUUGCCUCUGCUUUGCUGACCUCUCCAAGUCUGACUUCCUACCAAGCCCGCCUGGGGCUACCAGUGAUGACGAUGAUGACGAUGAAGAGGAGGAAGAUCGGGGCGCUGAGACACUUAGACGUAUUUCUAAGAUUCCUAGUUCAAGAGAUUUGAGAAUGAUUGACAGCAUACCCUUUCAAAGAUCACCUAUUAAAAGAAAGAAAAAGACCCCUCCCAAAGUCCCAGUAAGAACAAGUUCAAUUCCUGGGAGCAAAGCAGGAAAGGCUGAGAACCGCCUGUCAAAGGAUGAAGACAGCAUGUUUCUGACACCUUCACCCAACCCCAAGCCGAAUCUUUUGGUCAAAGACAAUGUCUCAGACUCUGAGGAUGAGUUUUUCGAUGCACAAGAGAGAUUUACUCCUCCAGUUCCUGAUCUCUCAGAUGCAGAGCUGGCUGACCGACGCAAUGCUAAUCGUUUGAGUGGAACCUGGAACAGUCUUCCAGCUGUCUCGCGGAAAGAGCCGUCAUCUCCACUUGCCAAUAAAAGCCAAUCCUAUAAAGCCAAGAAAGAAGCGGAUACACUUAAAGCCCCUUCGAAUCAACUCAACAACCAGCAAGGCAGUCCUUCAAAGCCAUCACAGAAACCUGAUGUUAAGGUCAAACCACCAUUGGCACCGAAACCACAGCUGCCUCCCAAACCUCAGAUCAUUCCUCCCAAGUCUCCCCAGCAUGGGAGAUCAUAUGCCCAAUGCAAUGGAGAUGCCUCUGGACGUUUGUCGUCGGAACUCCUUGAAAUGGAGCCGGACACCAUGGAGUUCAAGUCGGUCACAUCAGGUGGAUUGCCUAUGUCGUCAUCCUUGAUCACAGCAGUGCGAUAUAGCAAGCAAUCACUAUCACAAGAUGAAGAAAAGACAAAAAGACAGGAAAGCAGCACAAAACAAAGUAAAGAUCUAGAAAAUGGAGCGCGUGCUGUUUCCAAAAAAGAAAAAUACGUUCCUGAUGAAUCGCAAAUUCCUGAAGCUGAGGGGAAAACCAGUGGAACUGACCUGCUAACAAAGAGGCCAGCAAGCCUAACCCCAAUCACUCACUCUAAUUCAGGAACUAAGCUAACAAUACCCCCUCCAGUGCCUCCCAAACCCACUUCACCAAGCAAUCUUCACCCCUUAUCGCUACCUGCCAGCUCUCCCGUCUCUCCUACUGAUCCAAGCAAAGGGAUCUGUAAGGAUGGCGUCAGUACUCCAAAUGGAAUUCACCCUUGGAGCAGUCGUAAUGGGAGCAUCCAGUCAGGACCUAGAAGGGUCUCUCUGAGCCACGAGAGCCUUUCACCCAAAAAUACAGAUGCACCUCUUACAGUUACCACCUCGCUGACCUCAACCAAUUCUAAAGGGGGCCUAGAAAGCAGAGAAUCUGGAAGAUCUGGUUCAGGAUCUGACCUGAGAACCAGCUCCUCCAGUCUAGGAGGCAGGCUACCUGCCUCAGCCCUGAGAGGGAAGAUUCAGGCCCUUCCUUGGUACAUGACCCGUUCCCAGGAGAUAUUAGGAACUCUGGACUAUCCGUCCACUAGUUCCAUAAAUGGCGACACAUCUGGAUUUGGCUCUGGUUUGUCUGUAGCCAGUGGCUUAUCAGACCUAAACAAAACUCCUGUCAAGGACAAAGAGAGUGUGCCCUCAAAAUCAGGAAUCAAAGGGACCAUUUUAGAUGAUGGAGCUGAAGUUGUCAUAGCAACAAUCAAAGAGGCCCAAGAAUUGUCGGCACACAUGAAAAAGGCCAGUGGAACAAACGGCUCCCACCCUAAUCUAAGUUUUAGAGAAAAUAUUGCACGUAGCAGCAGCGUUUCAUCAGAGCAGCCUCAAUCGCGGUCUCACUCAGCAGUCGGGUUGGGAGGUGUGUCCAGCAUGGAGAUUGGAGGUGACUCACCGACCUCCUCACUGGCAGACAGCACUCCUCCACAGCAACACCGGGAGGCUUGUGGCUGCCGCACUGUUUACGCCAACUGUUUCAGCGGAGACACAGAGGAUGGCGUUAGCUUUGAUGAUGAGCUCACAGUUUAUGAGUUCUCCCGUCGCAUACGCCCCAAACCUGUCCAGCCGGCACCUGCCCCAUCUCCUACAACAACACCCUCUCUCAAACCCAAUAUUCUUUCACUGCUGAGGGACAACCCUCGCCCGCUGUCUACUUUCUCUACGACCUCUUCUGAACUCAGUCCUCUUGUUUCGUGUCCAGUUUCACCCACAACCUCAUUCGGCGGCUCGCUUCGUUCCCUAACUAACAAGAAUUAUGGUGGGCUGAAAGGCGGCUUUGCCUCUCUGCGUCACGAUAUAGAUCAGCUUCUUCUGGUCUUAGAACGAGGUGCACCUGAGCAAACAGAGCAAACAUCAUGCCAAGAUGCAAAGCAAGAUAGCACAAAGUUAAAAGUAGGGCCUGAUCUAAAUCAUAACGGAACCGAAGACAGCCCUGCCCCAGAAGCAAGCCUAAAGUGUAAUAGGAUGACACCUGCUACCAUGACAGAGGCCGAGAGGAGUCUUCUUCAGGCUGAGGCUCGACGGUUAGCAUCUGGAUGUCAACGAGCCACGCGGGUAGGCUGGGCGCCCGAUGAAGCCCUGCGUUCUUUAUCCAAUAGUUUUAGUGCCCUGGUACAGCUGUCGGCAGCCUGUCUGCAAACAAACCCUUGCACUGGUUGUGACAUGUGCCAUAAUACAAAUCUGGUUCAAAAAGUUGAGGACAAUGAUGGCCAAGAGGCCAUGGACAAGCUGAAAGAGAUAGUGGGGCUGUAUCGGGAGUUUGUUGGGGCUGUUGAGACAGCUGGAACUGGCGCUGGGGCAGUGGGUAGGAGCGGGGGCGUCAAUGGGACCGUACAGGGUCAGGGAGAGGGCGACGGGGUAAGGCUGCUAGCCAAACGAUGCACUGUGCUCAUCUCGUCUGUAUUCGCACUCACUCAGCUCUUCCGGACACCCACGGUAGAGCCCUCGGACACACCCGGACAUGUACCUCUAAACUUUUGAUCUGUGAACUUUUACCCACUAAUAACGCACUGACUCUAGAGGUGAAGACAAGAAGAAGCAGCACAGAGCUAUCUGGUGUGUAACGCUUGUGUUCUUGUACAGUAAGUGCCAUGCACACCACACAACACCACAGCACACACACACCCACAUUGAAACACAAACACCAAACACACCCCUAAAACGAAGCGAUGUCACUUCGUUGUUAAACCUCUCCUUGGACGCAUACGGACUAUGCAUUUGUACAUAUGAAUUUUAUAAUUAUCUCAUAAUUCUCUUAUUUUAUGAUACAAUAUGUGUAUGUAUGUAAUGAUGAAUUACCCAUGUAUGUAUUUAUGUAUUUAUUUUUACAAUAUUUGCACCAUGAUCUGUGACUGGCAGGUCUCUGGUGAGGAAAAAAAGAACUAUGGAUGUCACUGGAACUUUUUUUUCCCCCCUCCCCUUUGAGACAGUAUUACGUUAUCUUUUUGCUGCUUUAAAUAUUGCUCCACUCCACAAGGUGUAAUCUGUAAAUUGUCAUUUUCUACGUUUAUGAUUACGGUACAUUUACUGACAAACUACAGGAACUAUUCUGUAUCUCACUUGCGAAAUAUAGUAAUAAAUGAUUUGUUUUAUAUGUGCAGGUUUUGCACCUUUGUAAGGAUUUAGUUUUUCAACAUUACAGUCACGACUAUACCAUUACACAGCAGGGAGAGCACUUUUGACUGUUACAGAUUGCACCUUUUUUUGAGACAUGUACCCUUGUGUAAACUGUUUUUCUGCCCCUUCCCGGUCCAUACCUGACUUUGUGUGAAUGCUUCCUGGAUAUAACCCCAUUCCCAAUCGUAUGCAGUAUUAUAAUAUUACUCUAGUUUUCAUCCAAAGGACACUACAUACAGUAUAUAUUUUCUGGGAAUGUGUGGGUGAGGUCCACCAAAACAGGGGACCUUAUUUAUGUAGUUUUUUUUUUUUUUUGACGAGGCACAAGAGUGACUGUUAAACUCUAUCCAGAUGUAGCAAAGAUCCAAAGUCUUAAAACACUGAGCCACAACUGUUCCCUGCCAAUGUUUCGUCUUUGGGUGCACCACUUUAUUAACUGAGUACUGACUGAUGGAUGGGCUGAUGGUCAAUGCUGGGGUCAGAACUGUAGAUAUACAUUUAUAUCUCUGUGUCCUAUUCUGUCCCUACUUUAGUUUAUGGCUAUGCAAACAUAAACCCCUCAACCCCCCCCCCACAUACUCUGUUGUUUUUUUGCGCUAACAUUAAAAACAAACAGCAGCUGCAUUAUGUUUGCUUGAAUAUAAUGGAUGCUUUCUUUGUUUGGAAUGUUGGUUUUUGUCUUGUUUCUGGAAAACUUUCUGCAUUAAGGAAUGCAACAUUUUGCAAGGUUGCAUGGCAUUAGCAUUUUGUCAAUAUAAAGACUUCUGUCUAUACUGAUGUCUGUGAACUUUCAGUAAAAGGACUACGUUGCUCAAUCGGUUUGCUGAUGUACAGUGUUCACUUAUCAGCUCCUCCAUAUCACAUGACGCCAUCCGAUUUGAAGGAUUUACUCGAGCCACCUACAAACAACAGGAAGCUAAUUAAGCCAAAUCAGUCAGCGGUUGCUUAUUCAAAUAUGAUAAGGGGAUUAGCUGAAAUAAAGACUGCUUAAGUGCUGAGAAACAGCUGGUGAGGGGAAAGGUAGUGUAUUUAAUCUUCCAGACUGAUGACUGAGGGAAAUUUUGUUAAGGUAGUUGUGCAGCGUCCAUCACCGUGCUAACGUCAAGACGUUGUGUCUCAGGAGGGUCUCCUGUUGUUCAUUAGGCUGGCUCCAUCAGUAAAGAGUGCCUGUGUCACUAACUCUUUCCUGUACGGGAACAUUGUAUGAACAGCAUUUCAUAGUCAGAGAGUCCACUGUGUUUCUACAGAAGCAGCCACUUUUCCAUCCCCACAUAAAACAUGAAGUUAAUGUACCAAGAAAUGUAUUGUUUGGGAAUAAAUGAAACACUGACCUUAAUAAUGCUGUCUUGAA
Messenger RNA from Haplochromis burtoni (Burton's mouthbrooder), 11955 nucleotides. It is a transcript of the gene frmpd1b, whose product is annotated as FERM and PDZ domain containing 1b. The transcript has 17 exons. Gene Ontology annotation, cellular component: cytoskeleton. Gene Ontology annotation, molecular function: protein binding. Lineage: Eukaryota; Metazoa; Chordata; Actinopteri; Cichliformes; Cichlidae. The record is from RefSeq and is a predicted model, not a curated record. Bases 4833 to 9968 code for a protein of 1711 amino acids.